AUGGAGUCAACCCAGCAGAAGCACAAGCUCAUCAACCCUCUCACCCGCUACGAAGACUUUGUCUUCGAGUUUCCACCAAACACCUACCCGAAGCAGGUUCUGCAGACCAGCUUCAAGCACCCGCCUGACUGUGGUGAGAACAGCUACGUCGGCAAGGGGCGCCUCAAGGGUAGGCAUGCCCUAGUCACAGGCGGAGACUCGGGGAUAGGGCGGGCAGUCGUAAUCGCACUCGCCAGGGAGGGCGCCAAGGUUGCCAUCAACUACCUUCCUGAAGAGGAGCCUGACGCUCGAGCACUGGCCGAGCUCUUGGACCAGGACGCCUGUGUUGAGCACGAGCUCGUCAGAAUCCCUGGAGAUCUCAGGAGCCCCAAGUUCUGCCACGAGCUUGUUCAUUCAGCCCACAAGAAGCUAGGGUCUCUAGAUCUGAUUGUGGGCAAUGCCGGCACCGCCAGUCCAUUGGAACCCAUUACCGAAGUGUCUCCAGAGGCGUGGGACGACACCAUGAAGGUCAACCUCUACGCGAAUUUCCACAUCAUCCAGGCCGCCGCUCCACUCCUUGGCCCGGGCGCCUCCAUUGUUAUCACCGACUCAGUCGGAGGCGUGAUCCCGUUGCAGAACCAGGUUGCCUACACGACCUCGAAGGCUGCGCUGCGGAGUUUCAUCAACGGGGCGGGUGCCGAGCUCAUCAAGCAGGGCAUCCGCAUCAACGGCGUGGCGCCCGGCUACACUUACACACCGCUCCUCGUCUACGGCGGCUUGACGGUGGAGACCCUCGAAACGGCUGUUAAGCAGCUGGACGUGAUCGGCAGGGUGCAGCAGCCGGCCGAGCUCCCGCAUCUGUAUGUGACGCUGGCUGAUGAUCAGCUCUCUUACGGGACGGGGAGCAUCUACGGGUCGCACGGGGGUUUCCUCGGCGGCUAUUAGAUGGGGUCCAGGGAAUGGUUUCCA
Messenger RNA from Diaporthe batatas, 948 nucleotides. RefSeq lists its product as uncharacterized. NCBI's taxonomy places the organism in Eukaryota, Fungi, Ascomycota, Sordariomycetes, Diaporthales, Diaporthaceae. The record is from RefSeq and is a predicted model, not a curated record. Gene Ontology annotation, molecular function: oxidoreductase activity. The coding region runs from base 1 to 924 and encodes 307 amino acids. The transcript is spliced from 4 exons.